Paramecium primaurelia is the source of this 680-nucleotide messenger RNA. Lineage: Eukaryota; Ciliophora; Oligohymenophorea; Peniculida; Parameciidae. The record is from the annotation of a GenBank genome assembly.
AUGUUCUUUAUAUACACUAGCUAAAAUUUUAAUUUAUAAACAAAUAAAUGGAUUCUAACACCAAUUGUUGGAUUCCAAUUUGAUAACAACUAGUAUUUAUAAUUUAGAUGGACCUACACUUAUACUGCCUCAACAGUGUCUUGUAAAGUAGAUUCUUGUAAAAAUUAAUAAUUAAUAUAGGGGACAAACUUGUAAAGCAUACCCAUUUAACAGUUUUGAUGUCAUAUGUGAUAAAUACAUUCUAUCAACCACUACAAACUUAGACCAUAAGAAUUUCAUAAAAAAUUGAUUUAGAAGCUCUAAAUAGACCUACAGUUUAUGCAGAAUUACCAUAAACAAAUGAAGUUUUUAAUUAAAUAGGUACUUUUACUACAAUUAUUGACAAAUCCAUUUCUCCAGUGCUUAUAAAUGUCAUAAUAAAAUGUUCAUUUGCUAAGAAAAUAAAUAGUUAAUUUAAUAAAUGCAAUAAUUGCUCUUUUUAGAAAUUUUAUAUAUAUAGUCAUAAUUGCAAUAAUUAAAUUAAUUAAAUAUCUUAUUUUCCAAGAUAUUUACCAACAAAUUCAGCUCAUUAAGAAUUAAUAAUAAUAAUUAGUGAUAAAAGAAUUUAAAUUAAUUAAAUAACCUAUAAUUAGGUUGCAGCAGUUAAUAAUAUUUUGGAUAUUGAAUAAAUAGAUAUUUGA